AUGACCACCGGCGACGACCCGGCGGCACCCAAACCCACCCUCCCGGACAACACCGACAACACCAACAAGGACGGCCUGCCCAGGGACGUCCGCGACGAGUACGUCAACCCGCUCGAGCAGUCCGCCCGCUGGUACCUGGCCACCCAGGCCUACGGCCUCCGCUCCGGCGCCGGCCUCGCCUUCGGCAUCUCGGGCCGCUACUCGCCCUCCCCGCCCUCCCCCGCCCGGACCAUCUACCUCGACGCCACCCUCGGCCGGUGCAAGGAGAAGGGCGCCAUCCGGGUCGACGUCUACGCCCCGCGGGGCCACUUCAGGAGUAGCGGCAGCGGCAGCGGCAGCGGCAACGGCACCGCCAAUGGCAAGAACGGCAGCAGGGCCGGCAGCAAGCGCGGCAGCGCGGCGAGCAGCAGAGUCGACCUGGUCCGGCAGCAGGACGGCGGCACUCUGUCGCGCACCGCCUCCGAGUCGACCGUCCAGAGCGCCGUCAGCGAGGGCGCCGCCGACCUGAGCACCCGGAGCACCAAGCAGCGCCGCAAGCGCCUGAAGCGGCACCUCAGCCGCACCGUCUCGGCCAUGUCCUUCAGCUCCGUCGAGUUCCAGCAGGACGAGGCCGCCACCGUCGACGCCAUGCUGCCCGUGCCGCGCCUCGGCGUCAUCAACUUCCACGGCGGCGGCUUCAUCCUCGGCAACGGCACCGACGACGCGCGCUGGGCCGCCGCCGCCGUCGCCCAGCUCGACGCCGUCGUCUUCUCCGUCAACUACCGCCUCGCCCCUUCCUACCCCUACCCGACGCCCGUCGAGGACUGCGCCGACGCCAUCCUCCAGAUCGCCCAGCGCGCCGACGAGCUCGGCGUCGACGCCGAGCGCCUCGUCGUCUCCGGGUUCUCGGCCGGCGGCACCCUGUCCCUGGCGAGCUGGUGCCUGCUCCAGGACCCGCGGCGCUGGGGCUACGAGCUGCCCCGCCCGGCCCCCGCCCUCGCCGGCUUCGCCCUCUACUACCCGCUGCUCGACUGGACCGUCAGCCGGCCCGACAAGCGCCUCGGCUGCGCCCGCCCGGACCUGACCCUGCCCAAGGGCAUGACGGACCUCUUCGACGCGUCCUACCUCCACCCGCCCAUCCCGCGCGAGCGCCGCGACGACCCGCGCCUGUCGCCCGGGCUCAUGCCCGACGCCAUGCUCGAGCGCCUGCCGCCCGUGCACCUCUGCCUCUGCGAGUUCGACAUGCUGCUCGCCGAGGGCCGGCGCUUCGCCGAGCGCCUGCGCGCGCGGGGCAGGCCCGUCGAGCUGCGCGUCGUCGAGCGCGAGAAGCACGCCUGGGACAAGCCGCCGCCCAUGGCGCCCAAGAGGUCCGCCGACGUCGAGUACCGCGCCGCCAUCGAGACCAUACAGGCGUGGGUCGCCUCGCGGGCCGACGACGGCGAGGACGACGACGACCCGGAGAUCAGAGCCGCGCUGACGACGUGA
Messenger RNA from Thyridium curvatum, 1464 nucleotides. RefSeq lists its product as uncharacterized. Gene Ontology annotation, molecular function: hydrolase activity. NCBI's taxonomy places the organism in Eukaryota, Fungi, Ascomycota, Sordariomycetes, Thyridiales, Thyridiaceae. The transcript has a single exon. The record is from RefSeq and is a predicted model, not a curated record. The coding region runs from base 1 to 1464 and encodes 487 amino acids.